AUGAAUCGACAGCCCACGUCCCAGUCUUCUCGUCGCUCGGCUCCUCGUCGGAACUCUAGUGGUUUCUACCGCCCUGGCAGGCGCGAUCGCGACCAGAAUGCUGACCAACGCCACUCAACAAAUCCUGACCACGACCAUGAUCGCGAUCAUGACCCGCCAAAUCAACAUCAAAAUACAAGCGUUUCUGAGCAGAACCGGCCUCGGCAGGAUUCGCCCCAGAAGCAAUGGCGUGAGCAGGCUCAGUCGAGUGCCGAUUUCCAAGGCAACGAGACGGACCAGGACAAGGCGGAGCUUGCAACGCUGCACCGCCAGCUGUGCAACACAAUCGCUGACAAUGUGAGGUGGACCAACAAGAAAGAGACAGAGGCCAGAGGCUUCCAGCGCAGGGAAGAGAAUUUUAAGAAGCCUGGGAGCAGUCAUUUUCCAGCUCUCGCCGAGUCGUUGCGUAGAGAGCAGAUUCAGUUCCGACGGCAACAGGACGUUUUCGAUGAGGAGAUUGCCAAGACCGAGGCACUGCUUGACAAGGUCUCAGACAACUUCUGCCAACGUCUGGCCAAGGCCCAGCUUAUUGACAAGAGCAAGGCCCGCCAGUACAUUGAGAUCGCCAAGGAGGAGCUGGCCAACGCCGAGAAGUCAACGAUAGCGCCAGAAGCUGCGGACCGGAUUCAGAAGUUAGAAGAGCAGUUUGCUUCGGUCCAGGAGACACAGGACGCACAGAAACACUGUCUGGACGAACUGCGGCAGGAGAAUGAGAGGUUGCGCGCCCGUGAGGCGCUGUAUGAGUCACAGGCCGGUGAGCUGGCAACUCUGAAGACGCAAUGCGCACAAUUGCAGCGCCAGUUCGACUCCCAGGCGGAGGCUCAGCUGUCUGCACUCGAUGCGUUGAACCGAACAAAGGAGAGCUUUGCAGACGAAGUCUCCCAGCUUCGAGACCAGUUUGCCACGUUCGUGCAGCGGGUGGCUACCCAGCAUACCGAAGCUACCGAUUCUUUCCAGCAAUAUGCCUGCUCGCAGGAUUCCAAAGCCGCCAAGCAUGCAGCAUCAUGGGAGGAAAGAAUGACGAAAGUGGAACGUCGAGUCGACGAGCAUGGCAAACAGAUUGCCAGCUUCGAUAUGAAAGCGCACCACGAAGCUCUGCAGAAGUCGUUGGCCUACCCGCCCUGGACCGCCUUGGACGAUCGACUCCGGCAGCUGAGUGCUGUCGAUGAACAGGGCCGCCGGGGUGUGGAGGAACAGUUCGGCAAGCUGACGGAUAUGGUCAUUGAAACUAUGCGUAAUUUCAUCAGCAAGGCAUCGACAGAGGCAUCUGACCUAAAGAAGCGCGUUCAAGCCGUAGAGACACAGGCUGCGGCCCCGCCAAGGGCUCCUUUGGUUGUCGGGGCAGCAUCAUCCCACCCAAAUAGUCCUGCUGCAGAGCCAGGAGCUAUCACACAGCGUAUUGAGGCUACGGAGACGGCGGUCUCGAGCCUCGAGAGUGCCAGCACCACGUUACGCAACGACCUAGAGGUGUUGCGGAAAGCUUAUGACACCAGGCUCAAGGCCAAUGAGCAGAUGAUUCUCAACUUGGAUGGGCAGUGGCAGAACAUGUCCACUGUGGACAUGGCGCAUCUCAUCAUGCAACAUUUCAAUAAGCUAUCCGCGACCAUAAACCCGGCGGAGAUGAAAAGAUUGUGCGAUAGGCUGGCCAACCUUGAGACGUGGCGGACGGACAUAACGCAGCACCGUGAGAAGGUAAAGAACUGGGCAAGAGAAACUGAAGCGAAGCGAGAAACUUUCGGAAAACGUGGUUCCGUGAACAACGACCCCUUGGAACGAACAAGAAAGCGCCAGAGAGUGGAGGAUGUGAGCGGAGCAGCCACUGGCCUCGCCGCACAGCAAGCUUCUCCAGCUUGA
Messenger RNA from Cryphonectria parasitica EP155, 1893 nucleotides. RefSeq lists its product as uncharacterized. The record is from RefSeq and is a predicted model, not a curated record. Lineage: Eukaryota; Fungi; Ascomycota; Sordariomycetes; Diaporthales; Cryphonectriaceae. The transcript has a single exon. Bases 1 to 1893 code for a protein of 630 amino acids.